GUACACUAUGUCUCUCCAAAGGAAACCAAGAAAGAUGGAUCAUACAUUUGAAGGUGUGCAUUAUGGCAUUGCAAGCCAAAUGGGUUUCAUUUGGCAGCAAGCCAGGGCACCCUUGAUUGUUCCAGUGCUGAAAUUGCUAGUAAUUUUGUGCCUAGCCAUGUCACUUAUGUUAUUUGUUGAGAAAGUUUAUAUGGGAAUAGUCAUACUCUUUGUGAAGGUGUUCAGGAACAAGCCAGAGAAGCAUUACAAAUGGGAACCACUCAGGGAUGACAUUGAGCUUGGAAACUCUGCAUACCCCAUGGUUCUGGUGCAAAUCCCAAUGUACAAUGAGAAAGAGGUGUAUCAAUUAUCAAUUGGUGCUGCAUGUGGGUUAUCAUGGCCAUCUGAUAGAAUUAUUAUUCAAGUUCUUGAUGAUUCAACAGACCCAAUCAUUAAGAAUAUGGUGGAGGUGGAAUGUCAGAGAUGGGCCAGCAAAGGCCUAAACAUAAAGUAUGAGAUCAGGGAGAACAGAAAUGGGUACAAAGCUGGGGCUCUCAAAGCAGGCAUGAAGCACAGCUAUGUCAAACUAUGUGACUAUGUGGCCAUCUUUGAUGCUGAUUUCCAACCUGAGCCUAACUUCCUUUGGCGUACUAUCCCUUUCCUCGCUCACAACCCACAAGUUGGGCUUGUCCAAGCUCGAUGGAAAUUCGUUAAUGCUGAUGAAUGCUUAAUGACAAGAAUGCAAGAGAUGUCACUGGACUAUCAUUUCCUGGUGGAGCAGGAAGUUGGAUCCUGCACCUAUGCCUUCUUUGGUUUCAAUGGCACAGCUGGUGUUUGGAGAAUUUCAGCACUAAAUGAAGCUGGUGGAUGGAAAGACCGUACAACAGUUGAAGACAUGGACCUGGCUGUCCGAGCUGGUCUCAAAGGAUGGAAAUUUGUGUAUCUUAGUGACCUCAAGGUGAAAAAUGAAUUACCAAGCACCUUCAAAGCCUACCGCUAUCAGCAGCACCGGUGGUCAUGUGGCCCGGCUAAUCUUUUCAAGAAAGUGGCGAUGGAAAUCAUAAGGAACAAGAAAGUCUCCAUGUUGAAGAAAUUCUAUGUGAUUUACAGUUUUUUCUUUGUCCGGAAGAUCAUAGCCCAUGUGGUCACAUUUGUAUUCUACUGUGUCAUUUUACCAGCAACUGUUCUAGUUCCAGAAGUGGAAGUUCCCAAAUGGGGUUCUGUCUAUAUCCCUUCUAUCAUUACACUCCUUAAUGCUGUUGGAACUCCAAGGUCACUCCACUUGUUGAUAUUCUGGAUACCAUUUGAAAACGUUAUGUCAAUGCAUAGAACCAAGGCAACACUAAUAGGUUUGCUAGAAGCAGGGAGAGUAAAUGAAUGGGUAGUUACUGAGAAAUUAGGAGAUGCUCUCAAAACAAAAUCAGGUGGCAAAUCAGCUAAGAAGCCUCGAAUCAAGAUUGGCGAAAGGCUUCAUUUCCUGGAACUUGGAGUCGGGACCUACCUAUUUUUCUGUGGAUACUAUGACCUUGUCUUUGGGAGCAACCACUACUUCAUAUACCUUUUCCUGCAAUCUAUAGCCUUCUUCAUUGCAGGGGUUGGCUAUGUUGGCGUUUUUGUUCCUAGCUCCUAAAGGAACUCCUGCAUCAGAAUAAUACCGAAUAUCCGUGAUUUGGCCUCACAUUCACUCUACUAAGGAACAAAAAUGCAGUUUCUUUAGCUGGUGUUCAUUUUGUUGUAGACUGUAGUACUAUACAUUAUUUUGGAACAAUUGUUUGUAAUACUUGUAUUGAUUGUUUUUUCAUGGAAGUUUAGGCACAGAAGACAGAUAAAUGAAACAACAAAAGUUUAUUUAUUACUGGAAAAAAUGAUAAGUAAGUUGGAAAAUUGGAAUAAGCAAGUUGAAACAGCUUCUGCUA
Molecule: messenger RNA, 1895 nt
Organism: Lotus japonicus
Lineage: Eukaryota; Viridiplantae; Streptophyta; Magnoliopsida; Fabales; Fabaceae
Product: glucomannan 4-beta-mannosyltransferase 9-like
Exons: 9
Coding region: 8-1609 (533 amino acids)
Cellular component (GO): Golgi apparatus
Molecular function (GO): mannan synthase activity
Source: RefSeq, a predicted model, not a curated record